Messenger RNA from Triticum aestivum (bread wheat), 797 nucleotides. RefSeq names its product Bowman-Birk type trypsin inhibitor-like. The transcript has 2 exons. The record is from RefSeq and is a predicted model, not a curated record. NCBI's taxonomy places the organism in Eukaryota, Viridiplantae, Streptophyta, Magnoliopsida, Poales, Poaceae. Gene Ontology annotation, cellular component: extracellular region. Gene Ontology annotation, molecular function: serine-type endopeptidase inhibitor activity. Bases 295 to 585 code for a protein of 96 amino acids.
AUUUACGUGUGAAACAUAUGCAGGCCACCCGCCUAAUAUAUGCAUGCUACUGCUAGAGAUCCAAUCUAGAUCACGCCCACAUGCUCUCUACGUGUAAAGCCUGGUGCCCGUGCUGCUAGUUGCUCAUUGAUCUAUUGUCACUUGUGCUCUCGCAUCAGUCCGUCGGGUAGGAACUCCACCCUAUAAGAAGCCCGGCAUUCCACUCCAUUAGGCAUCAACCUCCCAGCACGAACCAACCCAGUCCCUGCUACAUAUUCAGUUUUUGCAACCAAUCCUCGCCAACCAGACGCAAGCAUGAGGCCCCAGGUGCUGCUCGCCGCGCUGGCCAUCUUCGUCGUCCUUGCAGCUGCUCUGCCCGUCAUCCACGGCCAAGGUGCGACCCCAAGCGCGUCGCUGUGCUGCAACAACUGCGGCACCUGCACCAGGUCUAUCCCGCCCAGGUGCACGUGCAUGGACGCCUCGCCCAGCGGCUGCAACCCGGCCUGCAAGACCUGCGACAAGUCCACCAUCGCCGGCCGCGACAGCUUCCAGUGCAAGGACCGCGUCGCAAACUUCUGCCAGCGCAGCUGCACUAAGGCCACGUGAUUCAACCUGCUGUCGCCCGAAUAAUGCCGAUUAGCUUGUGCUUUUCCUUUGUUUUUUGCAGUAUUUGAGAGUUCCCUCUGCAUCUUGCUCUGGUAGAUGCAGAGAAGAAAUGAGAGUUGGAUGCAUGCUCGUUGUUCCUUCUUGUGUCUGAAAUAAAGAGCAUAUUCUUUGCUCAAAAUCUUCUUUGUUAAACCAUUUAUGCAUUGCGACCA